ACGCAUUUUUGAAUUUUCAGCGGUGAAGCGUUUCUUGUUAUCGAGUGACCAGUUUACCGUCUGCUGAGAGUCACGGAGAUUUGCCACAGAGAACUCUUUUUAAACUACCGAGUAAUUUAAUAAUGUCAUUUUCAAGAGCACCUUUGAAACGGUUUAAUGAAAAUAUCGGUUGUGCCCCAGCACCUGGCACAUACAAUCCGAAGGACGAGGGACACAAGGGACCUGCUUCCUUUCAAAAGUCGCAGCGGUUCACGACUGUGAAGCCGGUAUGGACAACUCCGAUUCCUCCCCCAUGUCCGGACGUCCCAAUGACCCCCGUGCGUCGCACUAUGUCUGUGGACGGCCUUGUUGGAUCAAGUGUGAAGAAGGAGAAACCUGGCAUUUCCUUGGAGCUGAAGCGGCAUAAGCUCUUGGAGAAGGAGAUCCGCUCUCUGGUGACGCAGCGCGGUGAGCAGGACAAGCGUCUCCUGGCCCUGGAGGAAGAGCUAAAGAGGCUGGAGGCCAAGCUUCUGUCGGCUGUCCGGGAGAGGACUGGCCUGACAGCCAGUGGCACAACCCUGGAGCGCCAGCUCGCCGAGCUCAAGAAGGCCAACGAGUUCCUGAAGAACAAGGUUUCUGCUGACACCACGAAGAAGAGAAUUAACUCGCUCACCAUGGAACUGAUUGACGCCAGGAAUAAUUUGGAUCUUAAAACCAAGGAGAUAAGCAUGCUACAAGUUAACACUGCUAGUCAGGUGAAAGUUCUGGAAAAGGAUCUUCAAGCUGCAAAGGCUACGGUUAAGACCCUCAGAGAAAGGAACCAAGACCUUGAGGACCUCCAGCAGGAAACUAAAGCACAGAAUGAGGAGCUUUCAUCAGAGACUGAGAAGUUACAUGCUGUGAUUCAAGAGCUGAAGGAAGAAAUCAAGGUUUUGCAGACAUACCUGGAUACAGCCAAUGACCAAGUCCAGGAUCUGCGCCUGAAGAUUCGUGAGAAGACGGCGCUGGAGCAUACUGCCUCCGAAUCCCAGAGGAACUCUGCAGGGCAACUGGAGCAAGACCUGAAAAUCUCCCAGGAGGCCCUGAGGCAAAGGGAGGAGGAGUCCAAAAAUUACCAGGAAGAGCUUCUGGCGUCCCUGCAGUCCUUGCAGGACGCGGAGCAGAGGUUGGAGAGCCGCGGGGCGGAGCUGAGCGCCUCUCGGGCGGAGCUGAGGGACAUUGAGCGGCAGAUGGAGCGUGCCAACGAGGAGGCGGGGGAGUGCCGGGGCCUGGUGCGUCAGCAGGAGGCGGAGCUAGCCAGGCUUCGGGAGGUGCUGAGGAGCACCGAGAAGGAGCUGGAUGAGAGGAUGGUCCACCUGGCGGGGAGGUGUCUGUCUUACGAGGAGGAGAGAGGCAAGAUGCAGGAAGAGGGGAUGAGGAAGGUGGAGCAACUGAAGGCCGAGCUGUCAACCCUGCAGGAGGUCAGGAGAGAGGAGGAGAGGAAGGGGAUGGCGCUCCAGCAGGUGCACACCACCCUCAGUGAGGAGCUCGAGAAGGAAAAGUCGCUCGUGGACUCCCUGUCCCUGCUGCUGGAGCACGAGAGGGAGGAGGCGGAGGUGCAGCGGGCGCAGAUGAAGGAGGAGAUGGAGGUGGUGCUGGGGGAGUUGGCUCUCAUUGAGGGGCAGGAGUCUCGGAUGCAGGAGGAGAUGGACCAGUCCCUCCAGCGCCUGCAGCAGGAGAACCAUCACCUGGUGCAGCAGCUGAGCCAGGCCAGUGCAUCGUUGGACAGGAAGAGCACUGAGGCUGCGUUGCUGGAGGAGACUCACCUGACCGCCAUGGCCAGACUCCGAGAGGAGCAGACGGACUAUCUGAGCAACCUGGGUGGCAUCGCUACAGAGCUGGAAAGCACAAAACAAGCCCUGAGCGGAGUGGAAGACAGAGUGAGGCAGCUGGAGGCCGAGGAGGAGCGAGUGGCUCAGCAUCUCAAAGAGGAGCUGAAGCGAGUCAUUCAGCAGAAAGAGGAGGAGAUGGAGACAGUCAUGCGGACUGUGGAAGAGCAGAGGGAGAGACUCCUCGCUGCCCAGCAGGCUGAGGGGACGGCUAGGGAAGAGCGUGUACAAAUGCUUUGCGAGGUGAAGACCCAACUUGCCCAGAAGGAUGAGAAGAUGAAGGAGAUGGAGGGAAGCCAUGUGCUGCUGCUUGCUCAGCUCCAGGAGGAGGUCUCGGUCCAGAAGCGGGAGAAGGAGCAGGCGCUGGUGCAGCUUGAGGAACAGGAAGGUCUCAAGAGCUCCCAGCUGCAGCGGGAGAAGGAGGAGGCCCACGCACUACAGGCCAAGACCUGGCAGGAACGGGACGAGGCGGUGGAGGAACUCCAGCAGACAAGGGAGGAGAACGCGGCGAUGCAGACGGCCCUACGGGAACUGCAAGAGCUCACGGAGGCGGAGAAGAACAAGGGUCUACAGAGCAGGUCCGAGCAGCUCGGGCUUCACAUCCGUCUGGAGAAGCUGGAGGAGGAAAGGAGCCGUCUUCUCUCUCGCGUGGAAGAUCUGGCAAGGGACGGCUCGGCCCUCCGGGAAAAACUGACGAGCGCCGGGCAGGACGGUGAACAGCUGCAGGCGCGACUGGAGAGCUGCCGCCGGGAGAGCGUGUCCCUGCAGAGGGCCGUGGAGAGCGGGGAGGAGGAGAAGGCCGCACUGCGGAGGGAGCUGGAGGUAGAGCAGCGGGACGGGAGGGCGCUGCAGGAGCAGGUGGAGCUCUUGGCUCAGGAGAAGGUCGCUCUCCAGUGGGAGACGGCGGCGCAGAACCAGGAGCUCCAGAGACAACUCGCUGAGGCGCGGGAGAAGAGUUCUUUGAGUUCAGAAGCGGAGCGCUGGAAGAAACAGUAUGAGGACCUGUAUUCGAACGUCAAGCCCUUCCGGGAGCAACUGAACAGUUUUGCGGCACAGCGAGACUUACUGCUGAAUGAGAACGGGGCGAACCAGGACGAGCUGAACCGACUGGCUGACGCUUACGCACAGCUGCUGGGUCACCAGAACCAGAAACAGAAGAUCAAGCAUGUGAUCAAACUCAAGGAAGAAAACAUUACCCUCAAACAGGAGGCGUCUAAGCUGCGCUCCAUCGUAAGCCGCCAGAAGAGUGAUUUGGAUCACCUACGCUUGAAGCAGCCAGGAGCUAAGCAGCGCAGGUUUGAUCCCAGCAAAGCCUUCCAACAUGACGGCAGCAAGGAGAACCUGCAGCCUGACGCACCUGCUCAUGGCCUUAGGGAGGGAAACUUUCAUUUGUAGCUGGAUUGGAGAUGGGAAGAUUAUCCUUGCUUUAUUUUUGGAGGAGCCUUGAUGUUUAAGUCUAACUCUUAUUUUUUUAGAGAUGCUACAAGUGUAAAUAUUGAGUGUACCCGGAGUAUUGUGUUAAAUUUUCUGCGAUGGCUUUAUCGUUUGUUCUUCAAGUAUGCCCCUCCCCUGUCAACAUUACCAUAAUGUUAACACAUUUCAUAUUCUCAUGUUCUCCCUGGAUGUUUCUGUGUUUUUAAAUGUUAUUUUGUAAAUACAGAUUUAAAAAAAAAUGAA
Messenger RNA from Gadus morhua (Atlantic cod), 3524 nucleotides. RefSeq names its product hyaluronan-mediated motility receptor (RHAMM) (gene hmmr). Gene Ontology annotation, molecular function: hyaluronic acid binding. NCBI's taxonomy places the organism in Eukaryota, Metazoa, Chordata, Actinopteri, Gadiformes, Gadidae. The transcript is spliced from 20 exons. Gene Ontology annotation, cellular component: membrane. Bases 123 to 3242 code for a protein of 1039 amino acids. The record is from RefSeq and is a predicted model, not a curated record.